This is a messenger RNA of Alternaria arbusti, 1329 nucleotides long. RefSeq lists its product as uncharacterized. The record is from RefSeq and is a predicted model, not a curated record. The transcript is spliced from 2 exons. Bases 1 to 1329 code for a protein of 442 amino acids. Lineage: Eukaryota; Fungi; Ascomycota; Dothideomycetes; Pleosporales; Pleosporaceae.
AUGGUGUUGCCCGAUGAGCUCCUUUCUUUUCUCGGGUGGAAUAAUUCAGAUGCAUCAUUCAGCAAUGGUCCCUACCACAUCACUCUUGAAGAAAAGCUCUUGAAUCUCCGCCGGAUUGCAUACGCGUGCUACUUCCAGGAGCUUCGGAACAACCAGCCCGUUACGCAGCGCUUCCAGAGAGCAUACGAGCUCUUAGCACAGGACGCUUUCUCCGCCGGUAAUCGCACGACUGUCUUAGCAGCUGUUGUGAACACUGCUUGGCCUCCGGGCUCAUGGACUUUUCUUGCUCCCAAUCGGAUGUAUCUCCAUACACCAAAUGGAUGCCCCAAGCAGAACAUCACCCAACGUGCAUUCAUCAGGGUGAACCAGGCCAAGAAACCUGUCUCAACAGUGACAUUGAUCGGGCAACAUGGCCAAGAAGAGUUUGACCUCCGCGACCCCUCACAGCUAUACAAGCUCUUCGACGCGGUGGUAGACAGCGAAUUCAUCUUCGCGCUGAAGGAGGCACUUCGCUUCCGAGAUGCUCUCCAGCAGACAGUGGAACCUCCACCACAGUCGACAGCCCAUGCUCAUCCGGGUUUGUCCUCUAUCACCAAGCAAUACCAGCAUGCUUGGAAUAGCCAAGUUCAGCCUCCCGCCCACGCACUCGUCAUCAAGAAUGGCCAAGUCCGACCUCAUGCUCGCGUACUCGCUAUCAAGAAUGGACCGAAGGAAGUGGCGAAAAAGCCCUCCUCCAGGAGAUUCACAGAGCAGAACUCCUUCAAGACCAACCCAUGUCGCAUGCGCUACCAGCUCCUCCCUUACUCCGCAAUCCCCUUCCACCUCAUCACCUGGUCACGAAGCGAAUCCGCGGUAUCACCUUCAGACCUCGCAGAAAGUUCCGCCUUGCGAGAUUUCAUCACCGUGGACGGCGAAGCAGGCUGCGAAUACGACGAGAUGCUGCUCUUCUACUUGAUGGGACUAGCGAUGGAGCGCCUCGAGCAAGAAGGCUUCGCUCUGUUAGCCCAUGAGGUGUGCGACCUCCGAAUCCGGUUAUCGCGGAGUAGACGCGGAGUUGAUCCGCCUUUUGGUCCCACGUCAGGACGGCUUCUCGCAGUGGAGCCACACGGGCUGAAUGAUAAGAUACAUAUUAUCUGUCGCGAAGACGUCGAGGAUAAGAUCAGGAUGUGGGUGGUGAAUGAAGACCAGGGCCAACAGAGCUGCAUCAUUCGCAUUGAGAAGCGUUCCGAGAACGCCGCGCGCACGCUUUCGAGUCUGGGGAAGAGGGAGGUAUCGUCGUCGCCGAGGGUGUACAGCGCGAUUGUGCCCAAGAAAGUGAAGGUGGAAUGA